GCCCCUCAUAUCUAUUACGACCCACGUACGCAUUGGUCAAAAAGCCCUCGGAAUCCUCGAUCGGACGCAUACUACACUCCGACCUUGUAAUAUCUCAUAAGCUCGCAAUGCCUUGAACGCGUGCGCUUAUAUCAACAUGGACCAAAGUCUCUCAACGACAAUCGAGCUUUCAAUUAUGUGCAGGAACCUCUGCGACACUGACAUCUUGUCAAAAUCAGAUCCAUUGGUGGUGGUCUUCGAAAAGAGUUCUAUAACUUCUUGGAAAGAAGUUGGUCGUACAGAAGUUAUUCAAAAUACUUUAAACCCCGAUUUUGUUAAAAAAGUUAUUCUCGAUUAUCACUUUGAAGAACAGAAGCGUCUUAACUUUGUUGUGUACGACGUCGAUUGCUCAUCUGAUAUUUUGAGCAAGCAUGACUUUUUGGGCAACUGUGAAGCGACCUUGGGUGAGAUCGCAUCUUCCGGCAAAAUUAAAAAGCCACUAAAAAACGGACCGGCAGAUUACUGUGGGGAAAUCAUAGUUUUGGCAGAGGAACAAACAACAUGUAAAGAUGAGUUAACUCUUGAUAUUUCCGGCCAAACACUCGAUAAGAAAGAUUUAUUCGGUACCUCGGAUCCCUUUUUGGCAUUUUAUAGAAUUAACGAGGACGGCAGCCGAACAGUGGUCUAUAGAACAGAGGAAAUCAAAAACACGCUUAAUCCAAAUUGGAAAAGAAUCAUCAUUCCCACCCGGGUUUUAGUUAAUGGAGACAUACAUAGGCCACUUGUGAUAUCUUGUCUGGAUUGGAACCGUAGCGGCAGGGAGUCAUUGAUCGGCGAGGCGACCACAACCUUGGAUGAACUGGUACGAAUGUUCCAGAGCGGAUCGAAAACACUGAACUUGGUCCAUCCGAAGAAGGCCAGGAGACGAAAAGGUUACACAAAUUCUGGAACGCUUCAUUUGAACCUUGUCAAGAUCGAGAAAGUGUACAGCUUUUUGGAGUAUGUUCAAGGCGGGACAGAGCUGAGCUGCUGCAUCGCCAUCGAUUUCACCGCCAGCAACGGAAGUCCUCAGGUACCUGGCACUCUACACUACAGCACCAUCAAUCAUCCUUCGCAAUACGCCAUGGCUCUGCAAGCUGUUGGUGAGGUUAUCAGUGACUACGAUAGCGAUAAUCUCUUUCCUGCCUUCGGAUUUGGUGCCUGUGUGCCCCCGGACAAUGUGGUCUCACAUUGCUUCCCUCUAAACGGACACAUUGACAACCCAUACUGUCAGGGCAUUCAGGGUGCAAUGCAGGCGUACGCACAUUCGCUUCGCACGGUGAAGUUCCACGGACCUACAAAUUUCGCUCCCAUCAUCAAUACAGUUGCAAGGUAACAGCACCGAAGCGACUUUUUGGAGGGUAUACAGCUGAUCCGUCGCAUUUUGCAUGAUACCUUCUCUGGACCGAUAUAUGCUCCCUUUGAGGGACUUUUUCAGUUUUGAGAACAACCAAAUGUCCCAUGAAGCCAUGUCGGAUGAGUAGGGAGCCUGUCGCAGCACUAACAUGUUGCGUUUUUCUCCAGGAAAUGUGAGGAAUUUGCUGAUGCGUUGUCGUGAUGGCGCUGCCGUUGCCCACCGAGCAGUGCGUUUGCUUCUCACAGCUUUACGAAUGCGAUACGAAACUUUUCGAUACUGUAUCAUGCGUACUCAUGACAAACCAUGCCACCAAGCUUUUCACUGGGACAAGAGCAAUCUUAUUUCGGCCUACCAGACCGUAUUUUACUUUCCAUUGAUGUGCCGCCUUGUUUCAAACGGUUGUAUCAUUAUUUUAUCCGUGUGCUGCUCAUUUCUACAUCACCGAAAGCUUCUUAAAUCUUUCGGAU
Dicrocoelium dendriticum is the source of this 1842-nucleotide messenger RNA. Lineage: Eukaryota; Metazoa; Platyhelminthes; Trematoda; Plagiorchiida; Dicrocoeliidae. The record is from the annotation of a GenBank genome assembly.